Cynoglossus semilaevis (tongue sole) is the source of this 9490-nucleotide messenger RNA. RefSeq names its product sortilin related VPS10 domain containing receptor 3a (gene sorcs3a). Gene Ontology annotation, cellular component: membrane. The record is from RefSeq and is a predicted model, not a curated record. Gene Ontology annotation, molecular function: protein binding. Lineage: Eukaryota; Metazoa; Chordata; Actinopteri; Pleuronectiformes; Cynoglossidae. The coding region runs from base 1012 to 4614 and encodes 1200 amino acids. The transcript is spliced from 35 exons.
UAUCUCAGAUACCGACUGACUGCUGUGUCCCCAAACUACAGAGGGAACGGAGCGCUCCGACUCCAAAGCUACAGUCAGGAAUAAUGAGACGACUUGGGAACGUUGGUCUUAUUCCACAGCUCGCCUCCUAAAAAGACUGACAGUCGGGGCAGCUCCUGGAUCUUCCGACGGCUGACUCAGUGCCUCGGUGCUGUCACACUGCUGCCUGGCUGUGGCAGGUUGGUUCCUCCGUCAGUGGAUGAACAUAUCCAUCUUCACACCUCAGGGUCCUCUUCGGCAGCCCAUCUCCCCGGCCGCCAAUUCUGCUGAAUCUAAUAAGGGCGUUUGAGGGCUGCACCCAGUCUGUGUAUGGCUCCACCGGGGAAUAGAUCUGUGGGCCUGAAAUCGAUGCCUGAUCAUUAGCACAUCUACUGUAAGGCUGUUAUCAUUAUCAGGUGGAGGAGACUCCCAGGAGAACAAUCACGGCACGUUUCAGUCUCCUUGGCUGCUGCCUCAGGAUCUACAGAAAAUAUCUGGGUCAGGGACCACAGGUGGGGUCACAGGGUCACUGAUGUUGGCCUGUGACAACUUCCAGUCUUCAUGGACGAGGGUUCAGAUCCAAGAUGAUUGGAAAUCACAGCCUUUCCUGUUUCCAAACAACAAGGGUGUCGUCAUUCUGCCAAUGGCCACCAGGGCAGCGCUGUCAGCUCCAAGCUGGCCGUGAUACAGCUCCUCCUGCUCCUCCUUCCUCCUGUCCUUGUGUAUGUGCGUGCGCGCGUGUGCGCGCGGGAUCUUCUUUCUCCCACCGAACAUCUUCGCUCCGACGUGAACAGUUUCAGUGAAGACGAGCACUUUUUUUUCUUUUGCGCUUCCCCAAACAUCACCAACAACAUCAACAACAACAACAGGCGGAUAAGACGGGAGUUUCUUUGACUUCUAGCUACGAGACACACAGAGAGAGAGAGGAGUUCGUCUCUCCUUCAUCACCCCUCUUUCUGCUCCUCUUUUUUUUACCCCACUCUGUCAUCAACCAUGGGGACUCGGGCUACCUCCCGUCCAGCGGGACCGCACUUGUUUCUGGGGUUGGGGCUGAUGAUAGCCGCUCUCACCCUGCAACAUGCCCAGGCUGAGAUAACGUGUGGCCGGUGCCCGUCGCCUGUGAAACUUCGCCUGCAAAAAUUGGAGAAGGAGACGCGCGCUACAGAGCCAGACACGCGGGUGGAGUUUAUCGGUGCGUCUGUGGAGGAUGCUGUCAGCUCGGAUGAAGAUGGAACUAAAGCCGAGGGGGAGUCUGUGGGUGAGAAAGAGGACGCGGAGCUGAGGAGGACGAGAAGGAGCGCUUCGCUGGAGUUUGGCGAGUUGGGCAAGUGGAGCGGGCGCGGGCUUGCGCUUGACUCCGGGGACGCUUUGGAGGGGCACGAGCGAGUUUCGAUGUUGGACGGACAGAAACAGAGGCCAGUGCCUGGCUGGAGCAGCAGGGACCCGGGCAGGGGCAGAGGGAACCCCCGGCAGGACGAGCCCCGGCUCAGCAGCAGCAGCACCUUCGCUCUAACUGGAGACUCUGCGCACAACCACGCAGUGGUUUACUGGGCAGGACAGAACAGCAGCGUGAUCCUGAUCCUGACCAAGCUGUAUGACUUCCACAUUGGCAGUGUCACUGAGAGUACACUCUGGAGGUCCACUGACUACGGCUCCACAUAUGAGCGAAUGAAUGACAAAGUUGGAUCGAAGACUGUCCUGAGUUACCUGUAUGUCUGUCCAACGAACAAGCGAAAGAUUAUGGUGCUGACAGACCCGGAGUUUGAGAGCAGCCUGCUCAUCAGCUCAGACGAAGGAGCCAGUUUCCAGAAGUACCGGCUGACUUUCUACGUGGUCAGCCUGUUGUUCCACCACACCGAGGAGGACUGGGCCUUGGCCUACAGUCACGACCAGAAGCUUUACAGCUCAAUGGACUUCGGGAGGAAAUGGCAGCUCGUCCAUGAACAUGUGACGCCGAACAGAUUCUACUGGUCUGUGUCAGGCCGAGAUAAGGAGCCAGAUCUGGUCCACAUGGAGGCUCACACACCAGAUGGAAAUGUGCAGUACAUCACAUGCAGAGCUCAGAUGUGCACAGAAGCCAACAGGAACCACCCUUUCCCUGGAUACAUCGACAUCAGUUCUCUAGUGGUUCAGGACGACUACAUAUUCAUACAGGUCCCUACUUCGGUCAGAGCCACCUACUACGUUUCCUACAAGAGAGAAUCCUUCAUACAAAUUAAGUUGCCCAAGUAUUCUCUGCCAAAGGACCUCCACAUUGUGAGUACCGAUGGGAAGCAGGUCUUUGCAGCAGUGCAGGAGUGGAACCAGAACGACACCUACAACCUGUAUUUGUCCGACACCAGGGGCAUCUACUUCACACUGGCCAUGGAAAAUGUCAAAACCACCAGGGGCAUCGGAGGGAACCAGAUGCUUGACCUGUACGAGGUGGCGGGAAUCAAAGGCAUGCUGAUCGCUAACAAGAGGCAGGACAACCAAGUCAAGACAUACAUCACGUACAACAAGGGCCGGGACUGGAGGCUGCUGCAGGCUCCCUCCACUGACCUGGAUGGGAAUGACAUCCACUGCAUCCUGCCCUUCUGUUCACUCCACCUUCAGCUCCAAACCUCAGAGAAUCCGUACCUUUCUGGAACCAUUUCCACCAAGAACUCAGCACCGGGGAUCAUUGUUGCCACAGGAAAUAUUGGAUCUGAACUCUCUUACAACAAUGUGGGCAUGUUUGUGACGUCUGAUGCCGGCAACAGCUGGAGACAGAUUUUUGAAGAGGAACACAAUGUGUGGUUUCUGGACAAAGGUGGCGCUCUCGUGGCCGUGAAACAGCCGUCAGUCCCAACCAAGAACCUGUGGGUAACCUUUGAUGAGGGACGACAGUGGACCCAACACAGCUUCUCUUCUGUGCCUUUGUUCGUGGAUGGAGUUCUGGUGGAGGCUGGAGCUGAGAACCAGAUCAUGACCUUCUUCGGUCACUUCAGCCACCGCUCUGAGUGGCAGCUCAUCAAGAUCGACUACAAAUCGCUCUUCAGUCGAAGGUGUUUGGAGGAGGACUAUCAAACCUGGCACCUGCACAACCAGGGGGAGCCGUGCGUGAUGGGUCAAAAACAGAUUUACAUGAAGCGCCGGCCUGGGAACCACUGCAUGCUGGGAAAAGACUACUCCAGAAUCCUGUCGGCUGAGUCCUGUAUUUGCCGCGCUCAUGACUUUGAAUGUGACUAUGGAUAUGAAAGACGAGGAGAGGGGAACUGUCGGCCGUCCUUCUGGUUCAAUCCCUCUACUGUGUCCCGGAGCUGCAGCCAGGGGCAGAACUACUUCAACAGCACUGGGUAUCGUAAAGUGGUGCUGAACAACUGCACCAAAGGAGUAAAAGAAAUGUACACCGCCAGGAAGCAGCAGUGUCCCAACAGAGCUCCCAGAGGGCUCUCAGUGACGACCAAAGACGGCAAACUCACCACCAAACUUGGCAACAACAUCACCUUUCUGGUAAACCUGGAGGAGGGAGACUCUCUGCGAACCAACAUCCAGCUGGACUUUGGCGAUGGCACCGCGGUGUCGUAUUCCAACUUGAGCUGGACGGAGGAGGGAAUCAAACACAUUUACAAAUCUGCUGGAAUAUUCCGAGUCACAGCGCUGGCAGAGAACACACUGGGCUACGACAGCACCCUCCACGUCACAUGUCCUGUGGAGCAUGUUCAGCUCCUGGCUCCCUUUGUGGUCAUAAGGAACAAGGAGGUGAACAUCACAGCGAUGGUUCUGCCCACUCACCCACGGACCGUCACCUAUUUCUGGUGGUUAGGAAACAGCAGUGAGCCGAUGAUAACGCUGGACGGAAGCAUCUCGUACACCUUCACUAAUGAAGGCAUGCACACCGUCACUGUGCAGGUGUCUGCAGGAAGCGUCAUUCUGCAGGACACCAAGAGCAUCGCCGUGAAAGAAUUCUUCAAAUCUCUGCUUUUAUCUUUCUCUCCUAAUCUGGACGAGUUCAACCCCGACAUACCCGAGUGGCGGCAGGACGUUGGCAGAGUAAUAAGGAAGGCUGUGCUGCAAGUGUGUGACUUCCCAGAGGACCAGCUCCUGGUGGCUGUGUUUCCAGGAGUUCCCACGGCUGCUGAACUCUUCCUGUUACCGCACAAGAACCAAUCAGAGGGCAAGAAAAGGAGAGAGGAGGAACUGGAGCAGGCGUCUGAUGUCAUCGUCAAUGCACUCAACCAAAACCUGGUGGAGUUUGAGCUCAAACCUGGAGCCAGGGUGAUUGUGUACAACACACAGUUAACACUGGCUCCUCUGGUCGACUCCAGCCCCAGACACAACAGCUCGGCGAUGCUCAUGCUCCUCUCCGUCGUCUUCCUGGGCCUGGCCGUGUUCCUCAUCUACAAAUUCAAAAGAAAAAUUCCUUGGAUCAACAUUUACGCUGAGGUGAACCAGGAGAAGGAGCAGGAGAUGAUUGGCUCAGUGGGCCAGACCGACAGCACGCCUAAAAUCACUCUGAGUGAGUUCCCCACAUCCAAGGAACUCAUGGAGAAGGAGAUGGACGCCAGGGUGAAGAGAGGAGUCGGCAACGCUUGCGAAAGCACACGGGAGAUUCCAAACUGUACUAGUGUCUAAAGGUGGAGGGAGGUGGAAGCCAGUGUACAGAGACCAGUCAUGUGGUAUCAAGGGGAUUUUCUCUCCCUCUUCACCCCCCCCCCUCUUCUCUCUUUAUGUCGUUUCUCUCUGGUUCUGUUUUUUGUUUCUUUUUCAGCCUCUCUCCCUAUCUCCCUUCCUCUCUCACUCCACCCUCUCUUUCUGUUUUGUAAUUACACACAGCAGAUGUUAAUAGUUUUUCUAAAGGACCUCAUUUCUACAGACGUGCAUGGAUGUGUGCCACUGCGGCAUCCGCGCAGCCAAUGUCAAACUUACUUGGAAAGAUUAUAGUAACUACUGGGUUUUGUGGGCGUGACCUCACGGUACAUAGUUCUUUGGAACCUUGACUUGGAGACUGAGGAAGACCCUUCUGUAAAUGUCCCUUCAGAGUUUGUUUCGAGAAUCAUUUCUGCCUCUAUAUAGACUUUAACGUCUCCAGUCACACAGGGAAUAUUAUUGACAUGUACAAUAUUAUCAUCAGUUCUGUUUCCGUGUAUAUACUCUUACUUUCCACAUGCUCACAGUCAGAGAGCCAUGGCAGUGAUGGAGGAUGCUGCGACGGACCGUCGGGGGAGGGGAGGGUGAAAGGACUGAGCAUUACUUUAAGAAAUCGACUUUGUUUUGCUAAGGUCUUUGACUUGUGCAUGUUCUGACUGAGGACACAGUCUCUGUGUUGUAGAUAGGCAAAUGUUGUGUAAAUAGUUCUUUUCUAAUUGUCGGUCCAAAGAGCCCCGUGUGCUCUGCUUCCGCUUCUGUUUUUGGUUUACUGCCAGGUGAUGUGUGUACAGUAGAGGGCGCUCAUGAGCAGGUCUGUGUUGGUAUGUGACACAUUAAUCUUUCCUCCAUUUGGGUGGAAAGCAAAUAAAUGGCGUCAACACAAACCGGUGAUGUUAAAUAUGUUUAUAUUUACACCAGGCUUCUUCAGUAGAGUUUAGACUUAUUUAAACAAUCAAUUUCAAAGAUAAAAUGAUAUUGUUUCCCCACAGCAUUGCUGUAUAAAGUGUGAGUCUGCAGAUUUAAAUCUUAAUGAUGAAUGGUUAUUGAGAUACAGACUGGGGUUUAAACCAGGAUGAGCCCUAAAAACAUGACUGUCAAUGGAGAACUAAAGGAAGACAUCUGAUUUUAUUUGUGUUAAAAAUGUCACAUCAUGCUACUUUUUAAUUUUAAAUAUUGUCAGCGGUUCUGAGUCAUGGUGUUCAAGUACUGGUUCGUGGUCUCGUUAAUCGAUGACAUUUAACGCUAACCUGUGCUCUUCAUUGGAGGCUGUAGAACUGGCCUCGGAGCAAAAGGUAAAAACCGAAAGAAUGAACUCAACUGUGGCUACCAGUGACCCGUCAUGUCGUUAAAGUGAAACAAGUAACAAGGCCCAUCAUGCAUCAGUCUGUAUGUGAAGUCUGACUGUGUUCAGAACACUAGGCGUUUUACUUUAUAUGUGUAUUUUUAUUUUUUUUGAUAUCAGUGAUUCUCAGACCUCAGUUCAACAAACAACGCAGAAAAACGAAAGAAAGAAAGUAUGACUAGGGGCUCCAGAAACUUCAGUGGGUCACAUACCAUAGUUUGAGAAUCACUGUUUUAUACAUGUUGUGUGUAUAUUUAUACUUUCAUAUGCACUUUUAUAGCCUAAAAACACCCGGUACAGUACAACAUUUCACUGAUGGUCUAAUGUUGCCAUUAAAGUGCUGUGAUCGUACAAUGAGGCCUCACUAAUGGACUUUGCACGCAAUGUGUGGGGGUUUUAAGGUCAAGCCGGGCACUACAAUUUGUACGAAUUAUGUCCGUUAGAUCCAGAGUCCAUUGGUUCCGAGAGCAAUUUGAGGUUUUAGUGUACAUACUGUAUAUGCACAUAUAUACAUACAUGUACAUAUAAACUAUAUGUACAUGAAUAUAAAGGUCAUAUAUUACACAGAUAAAUGGAUGUAUUAUUAUGUUUUUCAACACACUUUGACAGCUUUAUUUGUCAUUGUCCAUCCUUUAACCCCUGCACACACACAUACACUCAUACUCAAAUUAUGAGGGUGUAAAAUGGGCUUACAUUAGGCUUUCAUUUAUUUAUUUAUUUUAAUUUGACUUCUCAUUUUUUAGUGUCUCCAUUUGGUGUUGUUUGGAGCCUAGAUAAGAAAUAAAACAUGGCAGCCAACCAAAAGUGAGGCCACAUUUUGUCCACUUUUCAAUUAAAUCCACUCAAAUUAUCUCAAAUCUAUUCCUGAUGAUAUUUAUUUUUUUCAUAUUGUUGUGGUUUUGUUUUAACAUUUGAUCAAAUCCUCAUCACUGUUGCCCCCCCCCCCCCUUCUGCUUCGGUUUUCACACUAAGAAACUGUUUUAUCCAGACCACAAUAUUGUCUUCAGAGCGACUGGAACAGUUUAUGCAAAUGUAUCACAGUGUACAAAGAGAACAGAUGCCAAACAACUGAGAUGGGAUUAUAUCAUCAGCCCACUCUCCCUAAUGCCAUUAGGCUACUUCCACAACUCGCUUCACUCAUUAGCAUUUAAUUUGGAAUGAAAGCACAAGCGUUCUCCCAGCAUGCAGCUCUCCACCCGUGCUGUGUUCUCCAGCAUUCGUAAGGUGAAAAUGACCUCAAGCUGACUGCCAUCAGCCUCUCUGUUAAAACCACAGUUAUCAGUAGACAGGCUGGACACAGUGGAUGUCCCACAAUGUUUCUGAUCCAGUGUCGAAAUUGAACGGCAUUUUUAAGAGAGAAGCCAGGAAAUCUAGAGUGGUGGUGAGUCUAGAGAGGGGCGCAGCAGAGGCUGCCAUAUCACAUAUGCCAUUAGACCACAAAGAGCGCUCUCAUCUGAAAACAAACACUGUGCUGACAGAAGCAGCUCUCGCAAAACAAAGUGUUGUGUUUUGCAUCUUUGUUGUAUUCAACGCAUGUCAUCAGCAGAGGCUCGUCUGCUUGGCUGGAUUCUGUUUGGAUAUUGGGCUUUGAUGGUGUCACUUUGUUCUGGUUCCUAAUAACAGAACAGCAAACCCAGAACAGUUAGAGUGUGCAUACAGAAAAGUUAGACAGUUUUCUUCUUUUCUCUUUUUUAGUGCUCAAAAGUAGCUGAGAACAUAUGGUGACGCUGGUUUCUAACCUGGGUCGAAUAUCCUGGCCCACUUUUAAGAGUAUCAGGCUGGAGGAUUGCUGCUUUGAAUCCCAGGCUGACUGUGGAGUGUUGAGCGAGCACCAGAAAUCCCCACGUUAGGCUGAGAUGCUGCUUAUCUCAGAUAUAGGGAUACAUUUUUUUUUGUUUAUAUGUAAAUGCACAAUGACAAAUAAAGCUGAUAGUGACUGGAAACCUAUGAGCUCUCUGACAUUCAAAAGAAAUGGAGGAGCAAACAGAGUCUACCGGUUCUUUUAUUCUGCAUUGAAACCAUUCGUACAAAUUUGACCAAACGUCGAAGUCAGGGGUUUUGUGCAGUCUUUAUGCAUAAACACAUUCAAAUUCUAAACCAUAAAAUGAAUUAUUUUCUAUCUGGUUCAUUUCAGAUCUGCUUUAUUUCCCUGUUGUUCAUUAUCUCACCACUAUGAUCACUGGGAGUCACAGUUUUUCGAUCUAUAUAUCUGUGAUGGUUCAUUACUCUACAGUUCCAGUAAAUGGAAAACUACGUAAAAGAUUGUUGUGUUUUUGAUAUCAUCUGAAAGCAAAAGCAUUGUAAUGUUCUUUGGUGCACACAAAAAAUCUACAAUGCAUGCAUGAUCCGUAAUGUUCUAUUUCAUCUCUUAUUUCAAUAUUUCUACAGUAAAAAACUGUCAUUUUGAAAUUGUUUUGAAUAAAUGUAUUUUUGUACAUCAAAAGGUCUUUUUUUACAACUAAAAAGAGUGUUUCAGUUUUUGGGGCAAAAACAAGUACAUUUUUGGUAUUUGAUUCUCAAUUUUAAAUAUCUGUGCAGUCUAUCGAAUUUAAAUUGGUGUUCAAAUCUAUACAAUUUCCCACAUUUUCAUGUGACCUUGAACUUCACAUACACAGUCCCGCAGGAAAUCGUCGAUGGCCAAUGAAUGUCAACGUAAACGUACCGUUCUGACCAAACAAUUGUUGGACAUGACGCGGGCACCUGAGAAAAGAGGCAAUAAUUACAAUUCAAACGAUAUUUUUCAAUAUUACAUUUCCAUGUAGUUAAUAUAAUUUGUUUAAAACACCUAAAAGUCGUAUAUUGAGCGCGUACAGUGUACUGGACUGGCAGUAUUUGAACAUACGGUUAGCAUGUUAGCAUGGGUAGAGCACAUGCUAAUAUGUGGUGUUUUUAAACUACGUGAUUUAAACGGAGAAGGGUGUCCGGAGAAUUAAAUGGAACGUGUUUGGAGUUGGACGUUUUCUAAGAGUUUGUCAAAAAUGAGAGGCUGAAUACUGCUGGAUACGGCCACAGAUGUUGUCAAGUCUUCAUAGACGCGUGUUUUCUUCUGGAUCAGUGAGGACGCCAUCAUCGUGCUCACGGCUUCACAACAGGAGCUCCAUCCAGAUGUGAGCAGCUCCGUCUGUGUGCGUGGACUGGAGGUGCACAAGAGCACCGGCACAGUAGAUACGUGACCAGUCUGUCAGCAUCAAGAAAUCAACAACAGGUCAAGUGACACAGUGUCAGUGAUUGGAACUGGACUGAAGUGGCCAAGAGGCCAACAAAGCCACAGUGUGCCUGAACCAUCAGGCUGCUUUGAAGUGUGUUCUGGUCGUAUCCCGGCAGCAGGAGAGAGUUUUUCUCCAUCUGCUAACACAACGUUCAGAUGUAUUCCUCGACUGCGCCAUCUCACCAACAUCCUUCAAUAAUGUAUCGGUCAGUUCUUGGUCCAUGUUCCUUUUUCUGCUUGGUGUACAGCAGCCUUGAUAACUGGGUUCCUGUAGAACAGAAUCUUCUAUGGCUACAGAGCAAAUCUCCAAG